Molecule: messenger RNA, 1038 nt
Organism: Aphanomyces astaci
Lineage: Eukaryota; Oomycota; Saprolegniomycetes; Saprolegniales; Verrucalvaceae
Product: ribonucleoprotein-associated protein
Exons: 2
Coding region: 506-892 (128 amino acids)
Biological process (GO): mRNA splicing, via spliceosome; ribosome biogenesis; maturation of SSU-rRNA
Cellular component (GO): precatalytic spliceosome; small-subunit processome; nucleolus
Molecular function (GO): RNA binding
Source: RefSeq, a predicted model, not a curated record
CGAAGUCGAACAUCGAGUCAGGCCACAGCGUCGUCCACAUGACAGACGACAACCUCCAAGAGUGUCCUGUCCAGUCAAGCCACGGGGACAACUCGCUUGAUGCCUCCGCAAGCAAUUAAGAUUCAAUCAUCCUAUACGUAACUGUAACGUUCCCUCCCAGCCAUGGCGAAGUGCAUGGCCGCAUUGACCACGUGUCCGAUUGAUGUGAUGUACUCCUCGUGUUGGACCUUGCGUGCAUUCCACUACUUUCCUGCGUAAGGAACCGCCGAUUCCGGCAACUGAACAGUGUCAGUGAGCAUACUGUUCGAUUAUUAACCAAUCAUCACGCGCGAUUAGGAGGACUUGGCUUGCAUCUCGUGGAUUGGCUGAGUUUUAGCCAAUCAAAUAUCAUUUCAGUUAUUGGAGCAGCAGCUUUACACUCAUUGGGUGGUCGUCCUGGCAUCAGCAUGUGACUCGAAUCUACUUUCCAUUUAGCCGUGAUCUACGUGUGAGCUUAUCCAUCACUAUGUCUGACUCUGCCGUGAACCCCAAAGCGUACCCGUUGGCCGAUGCCAAGUUGACUGUGAGCAUCUUGGACCUGGUGCAACAAGCCACCAACUACAAGCAGAUCAAGAAGGGUGCGAACGAAGCCACCAAGACCCUCAACCGCGGGAUCUCGGAAUUCAUCAUCAUGGCCGCCGACACGGAACCCCUUGAAAUCUUGCUCCACUUGCCGUUGUUGUGCGAAGACAAGAACGUCCCGUACGUGUUCGUCCCUUCCAAAGUCGCGUUGGGCCGAGCGUGCGGCGUGUCCCGCCCCGUCAUCUCUGCGUCCAUCACGUCCAACGAUGCGUCGCAAUUGGGCCCCCAAAUCCGCGCCAUGCGUGAACAAAUCGAGCAAUUGCUCAUCUAAGUGCAGCAACUACUUCGACCACAUUCGAGCGUAGCGCAUGUUAACUUAUAACAUGUACACUUCCCACUCUAGCGCCUCAAUAGUGACCUACAUAAUACUACAGUGUAGUAGUAGUAAUAUGAAUGUAAAACCAAUUCAAAUUGGAC